AAAAUGGAUUACGGCAGCGAUGCGGACCCCAUGAUAUCAUCAGUGGUCAUAUUUCAGGACUAUCAUAACAUACAACAGUCACAGCAGGUCAGUUCCUUCGGGAUGCUUGAUUUCGACCCGUACUCACGGCCCACAAUGCUCGACGAGCCCCCCAACAACAUAGACAUGAGCCUCGACAGCCCGGCGUCCAUUGAGACGUAUCAC
Molecule: messenger RNA, 204 nt
Organism: Lymnaea stagnalis (great pond snail)
Lineage: Eukaryota; Metazoa; Mollusca; Gastropoda; Lymnaeidae
Source: the annotation of a GenBank genome assembly